AUGAAACCUAAUCUAUCUAUCUAUCUAUCUAUCUAUCUAUCUAUCUAUCUAUCUAUCUAUCUAUCUCACCCUCUUUAUCUAUCUCACCCUCUUUAUCUAUCUAUCUAUCUAUCUAUCUAUCUAUCUAUCUAUCUCACCCUCUUUAUCUAUCUCACCCUCUUUAUCUAUCUAUCUAUCUAUCUAUCUAUCUAUCUAUCUAUCUAUCUAUCUAUCUCACCCUCUUUAUCUAUCUCACCCUCUUUAUCUAUCUAUCUAUCUAUCUAUCUAUCUAUCUAUGAUAUGCGUUAUCUUAGCAAUGAAAGAAAAAAGAAACUGACUCCAACCAAAGUGCUUAACUUAUGGGAUGAUCUGAUAUUUGUAUCUAUCUAUCUAUCUAUCUAUCUAUCUAUCUAUCUCAAAUUAAAUAAGACAAAGAAUAUUUUUUUUUGUAAUCUUUCGAAAUCGUACCAAUUAUUUGGGUUUCAACGCCAACCACCCACCAUAUGCCCCGUUCUCUCUGUCUAUGCAUCGAUUUAUUCCAAUCUGUUUGUUUCUUUCUUUGUCAGUAUGUUCGUUUCAAUCUAUCUAUCUAUCUAUCUAUCUAUCUAUCUAUCUAUCUAUCUCACAUUAAAUAAGUAA
Acanthosepion pharaonis is the source of this 618-nucleotide messenger RNA. The record is from the annotation of a GenBank genome assembly. NCBI's taxonomy places the organism in Eukaryota, Metazoa, Mollusca, Cephalopoda, Sepiida, Sepiidae.